AUGUCUUUUUCACAGCUUGGAUAUCCUUACAACACGUCUUCUCAGGUAAGUCCAAACAGCCACCACCACUUUUUUUUUUUUUAGUGUGGGGGGAGAACCGGGUCUGUGGCGUGGCGUGCAAUGUCAGGUAUCUUUUCAAAGCCUCCUUUGCAUUUAUCUAGUUUUAAUCAUUUUUGUUUGUUUGUUUCAAAUGAAUAUCUGGAGGAGAUGCUGCGUCGCCCCCUCCCACCUUCCUUUGAUCUGUGUGAUGGGUGUCUGCGUGCGCGUGUUUGAAUGAAUGGGAGAUAUGGUGAACCGGCAGACUGCUCCUAUCCAAGUUUACUCAGGAGUAAGACAGGCUGUUUGCAAUGGGACUCAAUCCCAAUGAAAGAUGCAGAGGAUCGCAGCAAGAAUUUGUUUUCUCAUGACUACCUGUUCAGUUUUAAGUGGUGGCAAGUUUAGGCGGAAGGGGGGCGGGUGUUCCUGAAGUUCAGUUGAUCUGCAAAUCUCUUAUUGAUUUUCCACUGAAGGCGAUCCGUGUAUGUGUUGUUUGGGUACAGGUAUUUAUAGGACUGGCACAGUUUGGGUGUGCUCCCCCUCCUCUCAGCUCCAAUAAAUAUUGACAUACGGUUCUUUGAGUGAGAAAAUAACUUGGAAAUAAAGUUUUGCCAAGGCGACCAAAGCUGUUCUAAGAUACUGACUUGGAAGAUACUGACUUGGAAGGAAAGUCCUAUCGAUUCCAAUGGAAAUUAUUGACUCGUCGCAGUUUUCUCACGCGAAGAGGCAUUCCUACGCAUACCUGGUUGAGAAGUCAGUCCCGUUUUGGAAGGGGGCGAUUGCUACUGAGCCCACACGCUUUCGUAGUCCAAUUUAGAUUUGGAUUUCGGAUUCUGCUUAUUCCGGUGUAAUCCACGAGAGUCAGCCCCCCCCCCCCCAAUUAUUUGUUUUCUUUUUACCUGAGGGGUAGGCGGAGGUAGAGACCUGGGAGGGCGAGGUAUGUAUGUGAGAGAAAGAAUAACAGCAUAUGCAGCCAAUUAAUUCAGUGUCAUUUACUCUAUUGUGUCAUAUGGUGUAAUGCAAAUUGCAAAAGUAUACUAUGACUUGAUCUAGAAUUCAGGAACCUACCUUACAGCGGUCCAUCAAGUUCAGUAUUGUCUACACUGACCGGCAGCCGUUCUCCAGGCUUUCAGGUGGGGGUGUAUCUCCCAGGUUUAUCUUAUAUAUACUUUAAAGAGAGAAAAAAUCGGUCUUUUAAUUGACUGGUAUCCGCUGCUCUCUCAUGGGAGCAACCUUUCUGCUUCCCCUUGCUUUCCAAGCCUUCCUGCCUGACUUCGGUCCCAGGUGCCUCAUCCCCGCCGACUUCGUGCCUCUGCGGAUGAAGCUGGAAGCCUCCCACAGUAUUACACCUGCACAGCCUCCCCUCCCCGCUACCUGCAUUCCCCCCCAUAUAAUUUAAGGGAAGGUGGUAUCUUUUAAGAGUCUCAUCCGGCUUGCCACGAUGGUACCUUCCCUCUCUCUCCCUUUCCAUUAAGAUUUUCAAGCCACUCGGUGGAUCAGGAAUUCUAAGCAAAACGUUACAUUCGCUUUGGGGGCUUCCUUUGCUGUAAAUUGGGGUUGGCUUAGGAGACUCUGCACUUCUGGCGUCCCGCUUUGGACAGCCUCCUCCGGACCCCUGGAUCUCCACAGCCCCAUUGACCGGCUGGAUCGUACUCAGAAGGAAGCACCGUCCGUUUCUUCAGGGCUAACAAGGGCUUCUCCCCCAGCACCCAACCACCCACUCCAAAUGUGCUUUGCAAUUAAAGCGAAAUUGUUUCUCGACUUUCUUUCUUGCGUUUUUCUAAUUAUUUCUCUCUCCCUCUCUCUCUGAACUCCAGUUUUUCGUCUCAGCCACCUCUAGCACCACUUGCUGUGACUCAGGGACCCGAUCCGUCUCCGAUGUGUCCUCGGGAUCUUCUUCCCAAACGGCCACCCUCUGCUGCCCCUCUUACGAGAACAGGCUGUUGGCCGGCUCCAGGACGGACCUCAAUGCGGCGCUGGGGAUGUACGGCUCGCCCUACGCAGCUGCGGCCGGCCAAAGUUACGCCAAUUACCUCCCGUACGGAGCGGAUCCGUCCACACUGUACACCACGCUGGUGAGUGAAGGGAAGGCACAGGCCUUCCGCUCCCCUAUGACUUUCGCGCUACAAUUUGGUUACUAAGAAGAAAAGGGGGCGCUAGUCCCUGUUGACCUGGUAAUGCACCUAAUCGUAUUAGCAGUUUUGCAGCUGGGGGAGGGGAAUCAGAAUGCAUUUACAUUACAAGGCGAUGAUGUUUACUCGGAAGUAAAAUCCUGCGCUGUUUCUUGAUGUUUGGUUCCCUUCUGAGUGUCUUUCCUAGCGUACAAUUCUUACUAGGAAAUUAUAAAGCCCCACUGAGAUCCGUGCUACUUCCGAGUAGACCUAUUGGGAUUUGGGGAGGUCCGUGUAGACCUGUUGGGUAUUGAGACUAACCUUAGGUACUCCAAGGUAGGAGUAGGCCCGCCCCACUGAACAGAACUGGGUCAAAGGUUUGGGAUCCUUUCCGCAGGGCUGGGGGAUAUGCAUAAUUUUAUUCUGAGCAAACAUGCACAGACUCGAGCCGCCGGGCAGCGGUUGCUGUCCACACUCACCUGGAAGAGCGCGCGGGGAAUUUAACUGGGAUCUGCACAAAACCAAAGCGGCGUGGAAAGGAGGACUUGCGGUUGUACACAGAUUCGGGUCCCCAAAUUCCACAAGAGCAAUUCUUAGACUCCAAGCAGAAACCUCUCCUCCACUUUCCAUCGAUGAUUUGCGACUGUAAGCUCAUUGAAGGCCGGGACCUAUUGUUUUGUCUUGUUUCUUAAUUGUCAUGCGUUGCUCCCAAAACGAUGUCAAGAUAAUGUAAAAAUAAAAUAAAAUAAAGAGCUCCAUCCCUGUACCUCGCUCAUCAUACACAAAAGGGUCUCUGCCCCGAGGUAGCUUGCAGUUAUUACACUGAUCAGGAGAGGAGACCAAAAAGAGGGAGACUAUAAAAGAGGGAGACAAUUCUAUUGUCAUCUCAGAAGUAAUUCCUUGUGAGUCCAAUGGAGCGUACACAUUGGCAAAUGUCAUUAUAAUUACACCCUAAGGUCGUUUUCUAAAACUAGCAUGCUUCAGAAACUUUAUAUUUAUGAUAAGUUCAUUAAAAAACCUAUCCCCCUUUUCUAGCCGAUCCACCCAUUCUUGACUUCCAAGCGAAACAAAAUUUAGGAAUUUUUAGUUAAAAAGCAGCAAAGUGGGACGAGCUCUGCGUUAAAGUUGGUAGGAUUUUAACAAUGCAGCUCCCUACCUGUUUAUUUGCAAACAGGUCCCAUUUGUUCAACGGCAAUUGCUGCUCAGUAAAUGUGUUUUAGGACUGCAGUUUCAGGAUCGUACCAUAGAGGUGAAAACCCAACAUGGGAAUUGUGUGUGCGUAUAGUCAACCCUGGCCUCAACGCAAACGGGAAGAAAUAGCAACUUCGGGAAUCGUCCCCAAAUAGUCCUGUACUCAGCUGGGGCUUACCCCCAUGAAAGCCUGAACAGCCUAAACGCUCUCAUUAGUCCAAAAGGUACUUAAUCCGGAUUAAGGAAUCCAGAGAAUCGGGUGCGAUUUCCCACAGUCAUUGCUAUUGGUUAGUUGGGGCAUCUCGGCCCGGAGCAGGGUGGGCUGGAAAGGAAGGAAAAAGCAUGCGGGAUCUCCCUUCGUACUCAGCCUUAAAACACUUUUAAUGUGUUUUCUAGAACUCCCAGUACGACAUCAAGGACGGCUCCUCCGCUUUGCACGCGGGGAUUGCACAGCCCACGGCCGCCGCCUACUACACCUACGAGCAUUCCUUUGGGCAGUACCAAUACGACAGGUAACAAGCGCUUUGAUCAGCCGAGCGGGAGCUCUUUAGAUCUGCCCGCGACUGUUGGGAGCUACAGCAGCGGCAAACCUCCGACAUUCUCCCUCCCCCGCCCUAUCAAUUGACUCGUCUCUUUCUGUGUUAAUCCCGGGCGAUCUGGGGAGCAGCCCUCAGGAAUAGCACGACUCCAUUCGAAGGUUUGCUUUUGCAGUGGCGCCUGGAAUGCUAGGCGUGCUUUGCAAAGGGCAAAGGAGCCCCUUCCAAUGCCUUUCAAGCGACUCCUCUGUACCUGAUACUGAGUGGGAUCACAAUGACACAUAGCAGCUCUCCAGGAUUUCAAACAAGGAACCUUCUCACACGGCCAGAGUUGACUCUGGGGCCUUCUGCAUACAUUGCAGAGGGUGGUGAUCCUAUGGAUAUUCAUUUACUGUCUGCAUUUAUAUAGCUGUCCCGUAACAGAACUUUUGUGAGGGGCUCCCACAGCAAUAAAAUAAUAGGCUAACAUUAACAUACAGUAUAAAACAAUAAAAACUAGAGCAAAUCAACUGAGGGAGAAACUCUGGGAAUCAUAGCUCUGUGAGGGGAAUAGAGGUCUCCUCCUAACAACCCUCAGCAGCUACAGUUCCCAGAAUUCUUUGGGGGAAGCCAUGACUUUUCAAAGCGGGAUCUUAAUACUUUAAAUGUACAUGUGAAUGUGGCCUGUCUAGAGUGAAAGGCAACAGCUCUCCAGGAGAUAGAAGCCCUUCUUGAGGAUGCCUGAGACUAAUCUGGGACUGUCUCCAUACAAAGCUUGUCCUUUUGUCACUGACCUUUGUAAGCUAGUUACUCUGCUGUCAGUACAACCUUUCAUCUGGCCUAGCAAUAUAUACAUGCAAAAGAGGGCAGGCCAGCACCAAGACCUGUAUUUUUUCAUAAUAAUCACUAUUAUAAUUAUUAAGCAAUAUAGCAUUGGGGUUUGCCUAAAUCUUUUUAUUUGGUUCAGGCCAAUGGCAUCCUGUUCUCACAGUGGCCAACCAGAUGCCUGUGGGAAACAGUCAAGCAGGACCUGAGCAGGAGACCACUCUCCCUCCUGUGGUUUCCAGCAGUGGGUAUUCAGAUGCAUUACUGCCUCUGACUGUGGAAGCAAAACACAGCCAUUCUGGCUUGUAGCCAUUGGUAUCCUCCAUAAAUUCAUCUUUCAUAGCCAUCAAAAAUCCUCUUUCAUAGCCAUCCAAAUUGGUGCCCAUCACUGCCUCCUGGGGCGAUUCCAUAGUUUAACUAGGUGCUAUGUGAAUAAUUUAUUCACUAUGUGAAGUAAUUAUUUUUAUCUGUGAUGAAUCUUCCAGCAUUGUUCUAGUGUUAUGAGACAGGGAGGAAAACUUUUCUCUACUCAAUUUCUCCAUGUCAUGCAUAAUUUUAUAAAACUGCAACCCAGAUGAGGAUCCUGCAAUCCUCCAGAUGUUGUUGGAUCCCAACUUCCAUCAGCCAGUGUGGCCAGUGAUUAGGGAUGAUGAUGAUGAUGAUAAAUAUAUUAUUUAUACCCUGCUCAUCUGGCUGGGUUUCCCCAGCCACUCUGGGCAGCUUCCAACCGAAUAUUAAAAACAAUACAACAUCAAACAUUAAAAACUUCCCUAAAUGGGGCCGCCUUCAGUUGUCUUUUAAUGAUGGGAGCUGGAGUCCAACAACAUAUGGGGGAUGCACAAUUCCCCAUAAUUUCCCUACUUUCUGCUGGUAGACCUCUUCUGUCUUAAACUUCCCACAGCACUGAGAAGCCACAAUGAGGAAAAGUAUGGCCUGCUGCUUUUCUGUUUGUUAUAUAGCUUUUGGGUGAUGUGUGUGACUGUUGUUAGGUUGAAGUCCUAUAUUCACUUACAAGAGAGUAAGCCCCAUUGAACUUAGAGGGAUUUACCUCUGAGUAAAUAGGUACCACUCCAGCAGGAAGGUAAAUGGCGUUUUCAUGAGCUGAUCUGGUUCGCCAGAAUGACCCGGAUAAAGCGAGAUGAGCGCUGCAACCCCAGAGUCAGCCACGACUGGACCUAAUGGCCAGGGGUCCCUUUACCUUUAAACGUGCAUAAGAUGGCAUUGCCAAUAGGGCUCUGAAGAGGAAGUAGUUUCUAUCUCACACUAUCCUGUACUUUUCUUUUUUAAAUACGUAAAUAGAAGAAAGUACUCACCACCUGCAAGAUGCAAAUGACUAGAAUAUUCAAUUAAAAUAUAUUUGAGUAACAUUUCUCAUUCUUGCCAUCUUUUAGACCUGAUGAUAGCAAAAGGUGUAGAAAUGCAAUCCUUUGCAGGCAUGCUCAGAAGUCCUAUUGAGUUUAGUAGAACAUGCUCCCCUGUAAGGGUGUAUAGAAUUCUAUCUAAACACUCUUAUUGGGGAGUAAGCUCCAUUGUAUUCAGUGGAUCAAACUUGUGAGUAAAUUUGCCUAGAAUCACCAACAAAUGACCUCCACAAUUGGAGACAUUAUGCUGUUAGUUGCUGGAAACUGCAGGGGGGAAGAUGCUCUUGUGCUCAGGUCUUGUUUGUGGGUAUCCCGUAGGAAUUUGGUUGGCAUUGUGAGAACAGGAUGCUGGACUAGAUGGGCCACUAGUCUCAUCCAGCAGGUGUGUCUUAUGUUCUUAAGCCCAUGAAUGGGCUGUAGUUAUCUUCUCAUUGUUCAUUUUGACACUGUUCCAAUUUGUGGUUCCAUUCUGCCUGAAAAGUAGCAUAUGCACCUCCAUACUGGCUCAGAAAAUCAUGCUCAGCAUCUCUAUCUCUCUCCCAGAUAUGGAACAGUGGAUUUUAGCAGCUCAGCCAGACGCAAGAAUGCCACCCGAGAGACCACUAGCACUUUGAAGACGUGGCUGUAUGAGCACCGGAAAAACCCCUACCCUACCAAAGGAGAGAAGAUCAUGCUGGCCAUCAUCACCAAGAUGACCCUCACUCAGGUCUCUACCUGGUUCGCCAAUGCUCGGAGAAGGCUCAAGAAAGAGAAUAAGAUGACCUGGUCUCCAAAAAACAAAGCAGGAGAAGAGAGGCGAGAGGAUGGGAGAAGGAAUGGUGAAGACUGUGGCAGUGAAAAUGAAAGCAAAGGUAGGCUUGGAAAUGGACUUGCUGGAUGCCUCUUGAUCUAAUCUACUUUACAGAGUGGUUGUGAAGAUAUAAUGGAUUCUUUGGAAGAAAACAUAAAAUAAAGUAAUUAUUAUAUUGUAUUUCCUGGAGCCAUCUGGUUGACCACUGUGGAGUGCAGGGGGCUGGUCUUGAUAGACCAGGGUGGAGAACUUUUGGGCCUCCAGAGGUUGCUGGACUGCAGAAUCCAUCAACCCCAGAUGGCAGGAUCAAGACUGAUGGGAGUUGUAGUCCAGCAACAUCUUGAGGGACACAGAUAUUCUCCAACUCUGAGAUACUGUAGAUCUUUGAUCUGAUCUCUCAAGGCUCCUCUUAUGUUCAGUUUUUGAUGCCCUGCUGGAUCACACCAAAUGUCUAUCAAGUGGUCUACCAGAUGCCUCCAGUAAGCCCACAGCGCCCCACCUGUGCUCAGUGGUGUACUGUCUCUGCUUUGAAUACAGAAUCCAGCCAUCACAAUGAAUGGCCGUUGGUAGAACUGUAUUAUUAUUUUUCAUAAACCAUCUUAAAAGCUAUCUAAGGUAAUGGCCAACACCACAUCUCUGUAGCAGGAAGUGCCAUAAAUUUGAUUAUAUGUAGUGUGACUAAAUACACACACACACACACACACACACACACACACACACACACACACAAUUUUGUCUAAUGUCUAAUUCAAUAUCGGAUAUGAAGGGAAUGCCUUAUUUGCUUCUUGUCCUUGGUAUUUAGCUAGAGGUUGUCUGAAUGUGAAAGUACUAAACUAUCACUGUCUGUAAAUGAGAAGUGCAAAGUUCUGAUCUCCUUGCAUUUUGGCAUGGUAGUUCAGGGCUGGCCGGCCCAAUACAUUUUGCCGCUUGAGGCAAAACUAGUCAAUUGUGCCCCCCGCCACUUCUCCUCUUCCCUUCCCCCACCGCUACCACCUCCUCCUCCUUUUCCACCUGAGGUGAUUGGAGGUGGCAUAGAAAAGCCCUGGCAUGCUGAAGCUGGUGGUGGAGAAAAAAGGCCAGAGUGGAGAAGGCAGUGCUAGUGGUGGCCCCAUUCUUCUCAAGUGGCAGCCAUGAGUGAAAAACUCAAGAGGCAAUAAGUGGUCUUCUCCUUGGGAUCCCGGAUCCACCACCCCUACCAGUUGUCCCCAGCCGGCCACCUGAGGUGACUACCUCAUUGAGGCUAGUGUGUGGCCUGGCCUUGCAGUUACUCAACCUUCUUGUGGGUUGUUGUUGGUGUUUACACAUAUCCUUUCUGCCCCUGCUUUUCGUUCCAAAAUACAGAUCCCAAAAGAUGCAAAGAAGAAAAGGAAUUGCAGUUGAGCGAUCUGGAGGACUUGGACGAGGAGGAGGCUGAAAUCAAGCUGGAGGCUGAGCCGAAGCAUCCACACCAAGAAGGCCCUGGUGUGGGCAGCACCUUGGCCGAGACAGAAAAAAACAACUGCAACCUUAGCCUGCCCAGCCACUUUCAGGCCUUCCCCUGUGCCAAAGCUGACUCGGCACUUACGGGGGACUUCCUUGGCCACAAGGGAGGAGCCACCUUGGUGGGUGGCCUUGGAAAUCAUGGCCAACCCUACGAAGCCCCUGAGAAGCCCAGGAUCUGGUCUUUAGCUCACACAGCGGGGGCCAAUGUGAUUGUGGGACCCAUGAGCCAUCCUGCUCAAAGGACAGAGAGCCCUGACUGUUUGGUGCUAAGAGGAAGGCCCCCUGGGGCUGUGGGACAAUGCGGUGAGGAGAGGCCCCUGGGCAGCCUUGUGAGAACACAGUCUAUUCAUGACAAGGCCUUGGAGGAGCUGGCUCAACCGACCAAGAUCUUUAAGAAUUCGACCUUCAACCUGCAGUCCAUCUCUUUAAACUAUGCUUCCUAUCCCAUGCUGGGCGAGACCUGUCAGUAUUCAGCAGGAACUGAAGGUAGCCAGCUUCUUGAGAUUCCCCCCUUUCUUUCCAUAUCCAGAAGCACUGCUUGAUUUUAGUGAACGGAAGUUUAUGUGGUGUAAAAAGCUCUGCCAUGGUUUUCUAGGUCCAGGACCACAUAAUGCACAGCCAUUUUUCAUGUAGUUACUGGAUGCUAAAUUUCUCCCCUCUUUUUGGGGAAGGAGCACCGAUGUCCUCUUCUGCAUUAUCCAAAAGAUGAGUGAGCUUAACUUGGAUUCUGAGAAAUCUUUGACAAGUCGGUGGAUUCACACAACCAUUUUGAGUUGGCAAAGUUAUUCAGAACCUUCCUUGUCUUUGUGGCGAAACAGUGACUGGUUAUCCUUCUGAAAAUGUUUGAGGUGUGGGUUGAUCCAUGCGGUGGUGGAAACCAGGAUAUCAUCAAAAUGUGUCUGGAUGUGUCAGUGUCAGGCAGCUAAGUCAAUGUGACAAAAGUAGAAAGAGAAAUUCAGAAUUAAAUUCAGGAGCCUUGGCCAGUUCAAAAUGGUCUUGUGAAUCCAUCUGUUUCUCAAAGAACUUCUGGGAAGUAAUGAUCUUUCCAUGUAGUAGAGUGUAGUAGAGUGUCACAACAUGACAAGGAAAAGUCAAUGUGCAAUAAGUUCACCACUUAUUUUAAAAUACGUUAGUGGCAAAAAUCAAAUGUAUGUCCAGCAAGAGAACAAUAUGGUGAAGCUGCUAGGUAUCAUAUAGUUAGGUUUUGACUGAAUGGUGAAAAUGGACCUCUGUACAUGCUCAGAGCCAUGUCCUCACUGGUGAUCCAACCUACAGGUACAGGGGGAAAUAGCCCCUUUCCUUGAAAAGAUUCAGAUUUGAUCUGAAAUGAUUUUUUGUAGGGGGGGGGUUAGAAAUUUCCAUCUGGAAUCUUCAACAUAAGCCUUAAAACCUGAAGGAUUCUUCGUAUGUCUUGCUGAUUAAAGUUAGCACAGCAAGGUUCAGCAUUUGAUUAGUGCAUUCAAUAAAUCAUAAUAGAAUUGUAGAGUUGGAAGGAACCCUGAGGGUCAUCUAGUCCAACCCUCUGCCCACAGCUGUCCCAGGGUGGCCUUGAACCACUAACUUUCUGGUUAAUAGCUGGACCCAUUGUGCCACCCACUGUUGUGUGGUAACCAAGGCUCAACCCUUCAGAUGAAUUCCAAUUUCUAUCAGCCCCAGCCAAUGUGUCCAGUGGUCCCUGAAGAUGGGAGCUGUAGUCCAACAACAUAUGGAGGGAAAAACAUUGGCUGCUUGUGCCCUAAUGACUAAAGAUACAUUAAUGCAACCACAUUUUGAAUGUUACUCCCCACCCCUCACUCCCACCCUAUGUUUGCUUCCCUGGGAGUAUGGCUUACUGAACACACUGGAACUUAUUUCUGAGUCAACUUCUGAAACUAGAACGUGAGGAUCUCAGGUUGAAUUAAGUGCCACCUAGGGUCAAAAUAAGCUGUCAGAAAACUGUCCUUCCUUUUAAUAUUUUUUUAGAGGUUGUUGUGUGUUUCUUCUGUGCUAUGUAUUGCUGUGGUGUUGCUGAAGUGCACCAUUUGACUUCAUGGAGACCUUCACCAUCAUAAGCGCAUACAGGAAUGCAGAAUAAUAAUAAUAAUAAUAAUAAUAAUAAUAAUAAUACUCCACCCAUCUGGCUGGGUUUCCCCAGCCACUCUGAGCGGUUCACAGCAUAUAUAAAAACAUAAUAAAACAUCAAACAUUAAAAUCCUACCAAUACAGGGCUGCCUUCAGAUGUCUUCUAAAAAUUGUGUCCUUCUUUAUCUCCUUGACAUCUGAAGGGAGAGCAUUCCACAGGAAGGGUGCCACUGACAAGCAGGACCUUCUGGUUCCCUGUAACUUUGCUUCUCAUAGUGAGGGAGCUGCCAGAAGACCCUCAGAGGAGGACCUCAGUGUCUGGGCAGAACAAUGGAGGUGGAGAUGCUGCUUCAGGUAUACUGGGCCAAGGCCAUUUAGGGCUUUGAGGGUUAGCACCAACACUUUGAAAUGUCCAUCUAGCUCACUAUUGUCUACACUGACUAGAUGCAGUUUUCCAGGGUUUCAGACCAGGGUUUCUCCCAGCCCUGCUUGGAAAUGUCAAGGAUUGAACCUGGGACCUUCUGGUUGCUCUACCACUGAGCUACAGUCCUCACUCUGUGCAAAUGAAUACUUCUGACAGACAAAUGAGAGGUGUUAGCAAAGCAAAGCAAGCUUCAGGAACACACUUAUAAAUAAGCAAACAGAACCACCAUAAAAUCUUGCAAUGCAUCCUGAGCUCUUACCAGGAGAGCUUCUAUUCAGGUUUCCUGCCAGCCAUCCCUUCCUCUAGAUACCAUCAGUUGUUAAGGGGCUGAAGCAAGAACCUUUUCUUCUGCAAUUUGUUUUCUUUUCCAACUGAUGCUCUACAUUCUGUAGGUACGAAUCAUGUUCAGUCUUUGUAAGGCUAUAUUAUGGAGCUUUUGUCCAUUUUUUUAAAAAAAAACCUUUUUAUUUUAUUUUUUUUGUAUUUUUGAAAAACUUCAGGUUUCCCCAAAUAGGUGAUCAUAGACACUCCUGCCUCACUUUUUGCAUUAUUUCAGUUGGCACUUAGCACUUGUUCAUUACUGUAGUGAUUAUCCCUUUCCCCUUCUGAAAUUCGUAGCAUGGACAUUCCUAUAAGGACAGUGUUAUGCUGAAACUUAGAGAGCUUCCUUAAAUCUUGAACUGCACGUAUGGAAAUGACAAACAAGGAAUGGGUUUUUUUUUCUUGCAGUGUUCCCUGAAUUGUUACAGAGACAUUUUACGAUAUUAAAUGAUGGACCAAGUUAUGGCUGGAAAUACUGGCAAAUAUUGGAGAGACAUGUCAUUGUUAUAUCAAAUUACAGAAUUGCAGUAUUGGAAGGGACCUACAAGGGCCAUAUAGCCAAACCCUGUGCAAUGCAGGUAUCACAGCUAAAGAAUCCCUGAGAGAUGGCCACCCACCCUGUAUUUUGAAACCUCUUUACGGAGAGUCCACUACCAUCUGUGGUAAUCUGUUCCACCGUAGAACAGCUCUUACCAUCAGAAAGUUCUUCCUACAGUUUAGGUAGAAUCUCCUUUCCUGUAAUUCAAAUCCAUUGGUUUGGGUCCUACCUUCUGGAGCAGCAGAAGACAAUCUUGCUCUAUCUUCCAUGUGAAAGUGAAUUUACCAUUUCUUCUGCCACUGCAGCUCUGAUAUAUCAUCUGAUUAUCUCUGAUGGCUGCAUCUCUCAGUUGACAGAGCUGGGAUGAUACAAUCUCAUACUGUGUAGAGAUGCAGCAAAAUCUGCCACACACACCUGACAUGGAGGCCAAUGAGAAGAAAACCAGGCCAGAACAGGGACUCAUUCAGAGGCACAGAGGGCAACCUCUGUGAAUGGGCUCACAUGAAUCUUUAUUUCAGUUUGUUUCUCUUUUGCAAUACAAUGGGAGUUUAAUUUUGGGGAUGGAAAGAAAUAAGGCAGGGAUGGGGAGCUUGUGGUCCUCCAUAUGUUGCUGGAUUAUAACCCUUCAUGUGGCUUGGACUGAUGUGGGUUGGAGUCCCAAAACAUUUGGAAUGCCACAGGUUCUGAAACGAAGGUCUGACAAGGGGGGAAAUGGCUAAGUUGCAUUCAAAUAUCUCAAUGCUGGAGUUCUGACACCUGCUUAAGAAAGGUGAUGGUGGGGCAGAGGUGGCAGUUUUCACCAGCUUCACUGCAGUUCCCCAUGCCCACCAAGACUAUAAUUGCUCUGGAGGGUUGGGAGAACCAACUGGAGCAGCAUGUGGUCCAUUAGCACAGGGAUGGAGUACCAAUUGCCCUCUAAAUAUUGUUGGACUCAAACUCCCAUUUGCCUCAGCCAGCGUGGCAAAUGGUGAGAGAUGAUGGAAGUCCAAAAAUUCCAGGCUCCUGUUUUUUGCAGUAAUGCCUCCACUAGACCAUUUGGAUCCAGCAUAUUGAUUAUGGAGUCAUUUGCAGUCAAAAUCUGGGAAUGUUGGAGAGAGUUGGGAAAGUUGUCCACUGACUCUGAUCAAGUAUGGUGGUUUUUAAAACAACAACAACACCCCAAACAAACAUUUUCUUUUGUUAAAACAGGGUUUGGGAGAAACAUGAGAGGCACUCAAGGUUCCCUAGACCUAAGCGAAGUCUGUCUCAGUCAGCAUAAAGACAAACUGAGAACAGCUUUCAGGCCAGUGCUGAAGAG
Messenger RNA from Podarcis lilfordi (Lilford's wall lizard), 12952 nucleotides. The record is from the annotation of a GenBank genome assembly. Lineage: Eukaryota; Metazoa; Chordata; Lepidosauria; Squamata; Lacertidae.